AUGCGCACCUCGCGUGUGUCUCGCGACACCUCGCGCAUCGUGGCCGCGACACGCACAUUACGUCAGACACGUACUGCCGUCACAGAAGAGAGAAGCAAGAGACAACAUACCCUAUCGAGUCCCGAACGAGUUUCCUCAGAAUCUGAAUCAGAUCUGGAUCUUGCAGCAUCAGCCGAAUCAAGCUCAGAGGAAGAAAAACGGCCUGUAAAGAAGCGAAGGACAGCACCAGUCGCGGUCAAACACGAAAUCAAAGAAGAGUCCAUCGCAACAAUCGCAUCGCCCAAGAAACCCAAAAAAGCGCGUCGAACUCCUGCGAAGAAAAUAAAAGGCGAAGAUGGCACCAUCAAAAUCGAGCCGCCGGCGAACUGGGAAGAAAUCUACGCUCUCACGCGCGAAAUGCGCAACGAGAACAUCGCCCCUGUAGACACCAUGGGCUGUGAGAGCCUCGCAGAUCGCGAACGCACACCACGGGAUCAGCGCUUCCAAACGCUCGUCGCCCUGAUGCUGAGCAGCCAGACGAAAGACACAGUCACAGCCGUUGCAAUGCGGAACAUGCAGGAGAACAUGCCUGGCGGUUUUAACCUCGAAUCAGUCCUCGCCCUCCCCCCUCCCGACCUAAACGCCAUGAUCAACAAAGUAGGCUUCCACAACCUCAAGACAAAAUACAUAAAAGCCACCGCCGAAAUCCUGCGUGAUAAAUUCGACGGCGAGAUACCGGAUAGCAUCGAGGGGCUUGUCAGCCUGCCCGGCGUCGGGCCUAAGAUGGCAUACUUGACAAUGAGCGCUGCGUGGGGCAAGGAUGAAGGUAUUGGUGUCGAUGUACAUGUGCACCGCAUUACGAAUCUGUGGGGAUGGAAUAAGACGCAGACGCCCGAGCAGACGAGGGCGGCGCUGGAGAGCUGGUUGCCGAGAGAUAAAUGGCAUGAUAUCAACAACUUGCUUGUGGGACAUGGGCAGACGAUUUGUUUGCCUGUGGGGCGGAAGUGUGGGGAGUGUAAGCUGGCGGACAGGGGGUUGUGUCCGUCGGCGGUGGUGGGGAAGAAGAUGAAAGUGAAGAAGGAAACGGUUAAGCUGGAGGUGGAGGGUGGGGGCAUUGUGAAGCAGGAAGAGGUGCUUCUUGAGGGUGGGGAGGUUAAGGCGGAGGAUGGACCGGAUGCUUUGGUCAAGAGGGAAGAGACGGACGACGAGGAAAAGGACGUAGGCGGAGCACUCGUCAAAGUUGGCGGGCGCGUGCAUACACCUGCGCCUUCCGCCUUGUGUCACAGCAAACAAACAACGACCACCUUUCACACCAAGUCAGCUGGACUCGCUGAUCAUUUUUCACUUCACCAACUCGUCUUGAAACAGACCGCCGAGCAGCUUCUAGGCAUCAGGCAUAAGAUACCUCUCCCCCUCCCCUCACAUCUCGGUACAACUCCCUACUCACCCAACUUCGUGCCGCACAACCUGCGCGCUCUCUCACUUCAAGAAGAAGGCUGUCUCCACAUGGUGGAAGCCACCAACCUCGCCAGUACCACGCCACAAGCUGUUAUUGCAACUUUCGCGACGAUGGCCAGCCCUACAAACACUGAGGACGUUCCCCGGAAGUUCCCAUUCAGCAAUUUGCGUAUUCCGGAUCUUGGUCAGGCUGUGACUAGCAUGACACCUUCGCAGCACACGCAGAACCGACUGCGAUCGAAUGCAAAGCUCGCUGUUCCUCACCUUCUUAUCCUCCUCGCUAGCCUUGCGUACCUCAUCACCAUGUGUACGCUGCUCAGCACUGGCCUCCAGGGCUUCUCGGGAAUCCUAGACACCCAACUUCAAGAAGUCAGCUAUGAGCUGCGAGUUCAGGACAGCAUCACAUGGCGGGAGGACCUGCUUGAGAGUCGGAUGGACAAACUGGAACAUACGCAGCUUGACAGCAGGUUUAUGGAGACUUAUGAUGACUGUCUAGCUCGCGGAGUCCGCGCGGCCGACUUCCAGAUCAUGCGCUACCGAGGAUUCCAAUAUCCCACCUUUCGCAAUCGGACGAUUGACUGGACGGUUGAGAAUUGCGGACGACUUCAUCACGUACCCCAGGCCAAACAGGCGAGCGUACAGCAAGAUGUUCUGAACGGAUGGGCUCGAAUUAGCUACCGGGGACGUAGUCUCGCAGAGAAGGCCAUGAUAAUGGUUGAGCAACGCGUCAAGCCCCUCCAGAAUUGGCUGUUCAACGCAACCGGUGCUGGCUUCUUUAAGUCGGCAGAGCCCAUAACACCGAACAUCGUGGAGCCUCCUACCUGUGCGAUGCUCUCAGCACGCCUCUACAUGCCCGAAGAAUUUCGCCUAGACGGUGAAGCUUCACCAUGCCGACUUGUCUACGUCCACCUAACGAAGACACCAAAGGACAAGGCGAUGAUGGACAAGGAGGCUUUGACGGAGACAAAGCUCAAGUUCCAGGAGCUUCUCAGAAUCUAUCAUCACAUCAGCAUUGUGAGAAGGGCCACAAAAUUCGUUGCUGCAGAGCUGAUGCUGCUGGAAAUCUUCUGCCUGAUACUUUACGUCGUCAGCUUAUUUGCUUCUGAGUUCGAUCUCAAUCAAUCUACAUCAAGCCAUUGGGUAUCCACCUCUGUCACGGCUCUACGCACACACCGUUUUACUCCACAGGAGCAAUACGCUGCAAUCUUCAUCUUUGCGCAGAUCAAUGCCGCGCUUGCUAGCGAGUACAUGCAACACUCGCUCUAUCUUGAGCGUCUCGUUGCUAUGAUCAUGUGCAGUAUGACGAUGCUGCUUCGCUCGUUCAUAUCUGGCACGACUGUCGCCGUAUUCCCCCAGAUGUAUAGGGCGCUCAAAGAGCUCUACGACAUCGCUACGCAGCCAGAUGUACUAACUAUCCAGGCUAUCGUACCAAUGCCUCGCACACAGAGCGAUGACAAUAUUAGCAAGCACACUGAAUUUUCGCAUCGGCCAGAUGAGGCGAGCGUGCCAUUGCAGGAGCCGACAUUGUCUGCAAGCUCGUCGCAUACAGAGUUGCAAACUGUGGUUGACCAGCCACACACGCAGAAUCUGGCAGAGGACCCUCGAAACGAGACGGGGUCCCCGGCUCAGUCUGAGACCGAUUCGGACUCCCUAUCGGAUAAUGAGGGCUACGUCGACCUUGCUGGUGGCAUUUCCCCGACGAUGUCUGAAGAUCAGGAGUGGGCGGUUGUUGACGCUUAA
Molecule: messenger RNA, 3177 nt
Organism: Parastagonospora nodorum SN15
Lineage: Eukaryota; Fungi; Ascomycota; Dothideomycetes; Pleosporales; Phaeosphaeriaceae
Exons: 5
Coding region: 1-3177 (1058 amino acids)
Biological process (GO): base-excision repair; base-excision repair, AP site formation; nucleotide-excision repair
Cellular component (GO): nucleus
Molecular function (GO): DNA-(apurinic or apyrimidinic site) endonuclease activity; DNA binding; oxidized pyrimidine nucleobase lesion DNA N-glycosylase activity
Source: RefSeq, a predicted model, not a curated record